This is a messenger RNA of Parnassius mnemosyne (clouded apollo), 582 nucleotides long. NCBI's taxonomy places the organism in Eukaryota, Metazoa, Arthropoda, Insecta, Lepidoptera, Papilionidae. The record is from the annotation of a GenBank genome assembly.
CUGGAGCCUUGUGCAAAACUCAAACAAUUUGUACUUGGUUGUUAUUAUAGCAGCGUGUACAGCUCCAUAAAUGAAAGAAGACCUGUGCCCAGCACACACAAUGAAGCACUUGCAAAAUGUGUUGUUCCCGAUAAAAAUGAAAGUAAUAGCAGAGAAUUUCUGAAUAAAGAAGUCAGUCAAGACAAUGUCGUGAAACCGAGAUCCAAAUGUUGUCCUUAUGAUUUCGACCCAAAUGUUUGUAAGGUUGUGGGUGAUAGAUUACUUUGCGGAUAUAAUAGAAACAUAGGAGGUUUUCAAAACAACGACGCAUUUCAGGAUUUAAAAAACGGUUGUCGCAUACGAGGUGGAAGACUCGAGUGUGGCUACGUAAAUGGUCCUUUUACAAACCCAAGAAGGCCACCUGUUGUGGACAAUGCUUUACUAGAAGUUGAUGCAACAACUGAUCUAGUGGUAGAUAAAAAUAGUAGUGGAGAUGCCAAUGUAAAGAAGGAAUCGCUUAAGCUGCAAAAACAAAUAAAUAAUUAUUAUGGUACAACAAGAUGUAUAGAGAUACGAGAACGUAUAGUUUGUCGACAACAAUAA